Molecule: messenger RNA, 2004 nt
Organism: Gloeophyllum trabeum ATCC 11539
Lineage: Eukaryota; Fungi; Basidiomycota; Agaricomycetes; Gloeophyllales; Gloeophyllaceae
Exons: 4
Coding region: 1-2004 (667 amino acids)
Source: RefSeq, a predicted model, not a curated record
AUGGCACCCAAGAAUAAGAAGGGGAAAGCAAAGGCACAUUUCGAAACUGAUCCCACAAACCAGAAGGCGGCAGCAGCGGCGCCGCCCCCUCCUCCGCCUCCGCCUCCGCCUCCACCCCAACUACACCCAUCGCACGCAGGUAGAAGUCCUGCAGCGUUUGCAGAUCAAGAACUCGAAGGGCUCGAUAGUUUACUGAGCGAGGAAGGCGUAACGGGACAGGGUGAGCACGGUCAUGACAAUGGAGCUUGGGGAGGAGAAGGCGAGGGAUGGCCUGAGGGAAACGAGAGCAAAGGUGGGGACGGGCGCGGGGGAUGGGGAAACAUAGAUGGCUGGGGCAACGGUGGCGAGGAGAAGGAAGAGAAUCGAGGGAAUGAGGAGGCUGGAGGAGGCUGGGGUGAAUGGGACAGUGGAACGAGGCAGACGAGCGAGACCGGCUGGUCGGAAACCGACGAAUGGGGAGUGGGCAACGACAGGGAUCAGCGUCGGGCACAGCCUGCGCCGGCGCAGCAUGCGAAGGUGCGCCAAUCCCAAACAAACGGUCACACUGGUUAUCGGACACCCAGCCAAAAACCUAUCAUGCUGGGAUCGAACACGAUGAACAUGGCGCAAAAUGGGGACUGGGGCGGCCGUACAGCGGCGGGCUGGCAGUCCUGGGGCCAGCAGGCGGCGGCGGCCCCUCGCGCACGAACGCAGAGCCAGCCUACCCCGGCGGCGGCGGCGCGAACGCAAGCUGCUUGGGGCAGUUGGGCCGCUGAGGCGCGUCGAGCUUCGCAAGCUGGGAUAGUGCCUCCGACUACGGGACGAGCUAACACGCAGUACCGACAAAAUCCGACGACGCCAAGCGCUGACUUCGGCGGUUGGGGGAACAAUUCCCACGUUAACCCUCUGGUGUCCUCCGAUGUCCAGCACGGGCAACAGAGGAGGAACUUGUCUCCUCAACAGCAGUCGCAGAUUCUGAAUACACUUUUGGGCAGGGCACCAUAUGCCGGCUCCGAGGCGCCGUACUCUCCAGUCAUACCGGAUUCACCGCCGCAACUUCACCAUGAUCAGUCAACAAACCGACGCGGUCACAAAGUGAAGCAUCGAGAGCAAGAGCAUCACACUCGCCGUCGCCUGACGAGGCGCGGAAGUCAUCGUGGACAGGAUUGGGACCGAAUAACCGAGGAGGACGAAGAGGAGGAGGACGAUUGGGAACGAAUAGGGGCAGAAGAUAUCACUCCCAGUCCCAGUCCUCCUGGUCGCUUGUCGUCCGUUCUCACCCCUUUCCUUGGACCCCAGAAGUUGGGAAUCAGCUACCCCAUGCCAUCCCGAACUAUGGCCAUAGCCGCCCAAGGCGGACAUCCUGUUGCGAAGGGUAAUUUCACCCAAGAUCGACGGAAUUCUCAGCAACCUGUUCGCUUCGCCGAGACGAAUGGAGCCUCCCUUGCGUUAGCUCGACGUGCCUUCUUUGGUGACGAUCGUCAUCCAAAAGACAGGAUAUACUGGAUGUUUUCUCCUCACAAGGACCAGCGUGUAGCUUCCGCCCUGAGCUGGAUUGACGCAAUGUCGCCAGGUCUGGCCACUUUUGGUCUGCAGAAAUUCCUUGAAACAAGAGAGCGGGGGGCAUUGUUCUCCAAUGCGGGUUUCCGCUCCAAUGAUGCGCCGCCUGCUUUCGACUGGCUGACCUUCGAUCAGUUACAGGCUACUGGGGAUCGCACCCUCCAGGAAUCAGUGGCUUACUACGACCCUGCUGUCCAGGUCAUUGUCUUUGUAUUCCUUCUCUCCCCUUCGGGCAACAGCAUGGCCAUGUGGAGGAGAAGAUUAAACGUACCGAAUAACAUAAGGCUAAAAUAUACGCAAGAGAUCCAGCUGGCGAAAGCUGCACUGCGGAAAGAUUAUGAUAUUUACGUUGAUGAAUCACCUCUUGACGAAGAGCCUCUGACGCCUUCGGAACCUCCAGAACCACCUCCCAAGAAGAAAAAGAAGGGCUUCUGGAGCAGGUUGAAGUUCUGGAAGCUCUUCUAA